Messenger RNA from Porites lobata, 1807 nucleotides. The record is from the annotation of a GenBank genome assembly. Lineage: Eukaryota; Metazoa; Cnidaria; Anthozoa; Scleractinia; Poritidae.
AUGACCAGCAAUGAUGACAAUACAGGGAAAAAACAUGUUAAAUUUAUGAAGACUUGCCUAAUUCCCAAACUCAUGCCUUACAAGGAAUUGAUGGCUAAGGUAAAUGCCAUUAACAUUGGCACCUUACAUGAUGUGAGAGAAACCCUGUGUGAUGGUUUGGAUGAUUCAGACAAAGUAGAUGGGAAGUAUAGUAAUCUCACUGAAUUGCUUUUGAGACUAGCUCAGUUCUACUUAGAAGUUCAUAAGCACCGUGUUGAUAAACUUAACUGGUUUGGCAAGGGGGUGGGAUCUUUUAAGGUUGCUAUAGGGGGGGACGGGGCCCCCUUUGGCAAAGAUGACACAGCCUUAAGCUGGUUAGUGAGCUUUCUUAAUUGUGGUCCCAGAAUUUGUAGCCACAAAGAAAAUUUUCUUUUACGAGGAGCAAACUGUAAAGAGGAUUGUGAACCCAUCAGACGCUAUGUGUGUAAGUAAGCUAACGAAAUGAAUGAAGUAGAGAAGAAAACCUUCCCCUGUAAAUGUUGAUGGCAAGGACAUCACAGUAUCAUUCUCUUUUGAAAUGUUCCCGAACAACAUGAAAUACUUCGCUAUUCUCGCCGGUGAACUUUCCAAUUCUGCAAAAUAUUUCUCGUCAUUUGCUAACACCAACAAAGAUGAUAUUGGUGAUGUUACUGCCACUUUUGGGGUUAAAACCUCAAACAAAUGGCAACCUUGGGGUUAUGCACAGAGAAUUGCAGUAGCAGGUGCUGUAGCUAAAAAGAAAGAAGAACUUGGCAGUUCUGGUUCGCACCUCAAGCCAGCUACCAUUAGACAGAAGGUAACCUCAUUCAUUGCACAAAAAAAGUCUCGACAGGAAUUCCUCCCCUUGCUAGGUAAAGCAAUUGACAAAGUUAAGGUGGAACCCUUGCAUGUCAAAAACAAUGGAUGGCAAAAGUGGCAUUCAACGGUCUUGAAAUAUGUGUUGGCACGUACCAAUGUAAGUAGCUGUGAGAGUGUCAAUGACACUCCUGCCUCAAGCUGCUUUAAAUGGUAUUACGAAACAGUAAGGUUUACCCUAAAGGCCGGAAGACUUGCUAAAAAGGUGAGGAAGUGGUUCUGUGACGGCCGUUUGAAAAACAAGGACCUUGAGUACAGGUUCAUAGGGAAAGAAUCCUUGAUAAUGUGUCAUCAAUUCAUGACAUUGCUUUCUGCUCUUGAACUAGAAGAUGACCAACCAGUUCAUAAUUUUGCUUUGCAUGUGUGUGCUACUAUUGCUGUGAACCUAAGGGACUCUGUGUCUAUAUUCAGUAGAAUUAAAGUGACAGACAAAGAGGUCACAAGUUUAACAGGUGUUACACGCAAUUACUUUAGGGCAUGUGCACUCUUUUCAUCAGUCUCUCCAACUACUUGGACUAUUGGCCAUUGUGUGGCAGCUCACACAAAACAAAUUAAACAGGAGCUUGGUGUGGGGCUUGGGGUCAACACAAUGGAGGGCAGAGAAUCUAAACAUGUCUCUCUCGCCAGGUUUGCACGAAACACUCACCAUUCAACGCCUUGGGUACAGGUAUUCAGACAUGAAUACAUCUCCCUUAUCUGGCUUAGGGAAAAUAGGAGUGAUUUGGUUAAACACACACCCACCAGGAAUAAGUAUAUCCCUGCACGAUGCUUCACUGUCACAUUUUGUCAUUGUGGCAAUCAGAAACCCCGUGGGGAGGUUAAAUGUACUUUCUGCAGUCAUCCCAUACAGCAGACUAUUGAUGAUUGUAUAAAGCAAGGUAAACUGACUGCUCAGGCUAAGAGUUUAGCAGCUAAUGCCAGGGGUCUAAUAUAA